This is a messenger RNA of Manihot esculenta (cassava), 2069 nucleotides long. Its product is annotated as serine/threonine-protein kinase GRIK2. Gene Ontology annotation, molecular function: protein serine/threonine kinase activity; ATP binding. Lineage: Eukaryota; Viridiplantae; Streptophyta; Magnoliopsida; Malpighiales; Euphorbiaceae. The transcript is spliced from 14 exons. Gene Ontology annotation, biological process: protein phosphorylation; intracellular signal transduction. Gene Ontology annotation, cellular component: cytoplasm. Bases 500 to 1753 code for a protein of 417 amino acids. The record is from RefSeq and is a predicted model, not a curated record.
UACCUAUUACGCCCACCCGUACUUCUUUCAAAUUCCAUAAUCCCCCUUCUAAAAGCUGACAUUUUUCUCUUCAAUUCUCUGUUAGGGUUUUUUUUUUUUUGUUAAUCUUCAACUCCUCCUUUUUCUUCCUUCAGACUAGGGCUUUAGUUUCCAUUCUCUUUCAUUUGGAUCCCAAUUCAUUAUUUUAGGGUUUUCAAUGCCUGAUUGUUGAGUGAUUCAUCGAUUUUUCUCAUUUGAAGGUAUAGCCUGUCACUUUGAUAUAGAACUGGAGUUAUCAGCAUGUUUGGCUCCAACAUUAGCAGAGCCACUAUCAUAAGCUGUUUCUUCCAUUUAGCUGAAUGGCAUCCUCUGGAAUAGCGAAGCUGCAUUGGGCUUGAGCCCUCUGUAUCCCACUCUUGUAUUUCAGGUAUGUCACUGAUCGUGUAUUGAAAAUUUUAAUUAGGAGUUGAUUUUUUCGGAGGCUGAGAAAUCUGUAACUGCUUUGAAGUUUGAGCUUUUGAUGUAUCAUAAGAACUAUUCACUUGCUAGAGUAAUGGGCUGUUGUAGCUGUUUUGGGUUCACUUGGAAGCCCAGACAGAAAACAACACCCAUUUCUGUGAGGAAUCAUAAUCUCUCCCAGGAGUUUUUGCUGGAUGAAGAAAUUGAUGAUGAUUAUGAUGGCUCAUAUAAUGGUGACAUCACUGACACUGCUUACGGUGAGGAUGGUGAGUUGCCAACCCCUGUCAAACAUUCGGAAGAGAUUUUAAGAUUUAGAGAACAGAAUGGAAUGGUUUGCAGGCAAUUUCCAGUGAAGGAAACCCAGAAACUUGUUCGUUCAGAGGAUGAGGAUGGUAAUAAGAUGGUCAAUGAAUAUGUUCGGGUGUGUAAGAUUGGUGCAGGUAGCUAUGGAAAAGUGGUUUUGUAUCGGAGCACUGUAGAUGGAAAGAAUUAUGCAAUCAAGGCUUUUCAUAAGUCUCAUUUAUUGAAACUGCGAGUUGCACCGUCAGAGACUGCCAUGAGUGAUGUUCUCCGUGAGGUUUUAAUCAUGAAAAUGUUGGACCACCCUAAUAUUGUCAAUCUCAUUGAGGUGAUUGAUGACCCAGAUGCAGAUCACUUCUACAUGGUUCUCGAGUAUGUAGAUGGAAAAUGGGUCUGGGAAGGUUCUGGUCCUCCUGGUGGGAUUGGAGAAAAUACUGCUAGAAAGUACUUGCGGGAUAUUGUAUCUGGGUUAAUGUAUCUCCAUGCCCAUAAUAUAGUGCAUGGUGAUAUUAAACCUGAUAAUCUGUUGGUCACUCAAUCGGGUACGGUGAAGAUUGGAGAUUUUAGCGUUAGCCAAGUAUUUGAGGAUGAUAAUGAUGAGCUUCGGCGAUCUCCUGGGACCCCUGUUUUCACAGCACCGGAGUGCUGUCUAGGGCUGACCUACCAUGGCAAAGCUGCUGACACAUGGGCAGUGGGGGUGACUUUAUACUGUAUGAUUCUUGGACAAUACCCAUUUCUUGGUGAAACACUGCAGGAUACAUAUGAUAAGAUUGUUAACAACCCUUUAGUGAUCCCGAAUGAAAUGAACCCACAGUUGAAGGACUUACUUGAAGGACUUCUUUGCAAAGACCCAAAGCAAAGGAUGACAUUAGAUUCUGUAGCAAUUCAUAGUUGGGUUAUUGGAGAAGAUGGACCAAUACCACAGUAUCUAUGCUGGUGCAAACGUAAUAGCCUUCAGACGAAAUUUGAAACGCACAUGACCCUCACCGAAUCUGAUGAGACUCGUACUGACUAAAUUAUUUUUCAAUUAUGAUUUUUUUUUUUGGGCCAUGUAUAGUAGGAACCCAGGAUUCUCUUUCGUUUUGUUUUCUAUUUAAAUUUCCGACUUCAAAGGAGACCGGUUUCCAGCAAAGUUCUCUGGAAUAUGUGAGAUAUGAGAGGCAGUUGCUGUGAUGAUUAAGCUUUCAAAUGAAAAAGAAGAAAAUGGAAAUGAUGGUUGGGAUAAACUGUCAUGAAUUUAUUGUUUAUUUUUUUACUCGUGUAUUUGACCUGAUGUUGGGAAUAUUAUAUUUUAGGUGAGUUUUUGUCUGAAGCAAACCUGCUUUUUCUUC